CCUUCCUCUCUUUCUUGCUGCUUCUCCUCUCCCUCUUACUUACUUCUCCCUCUCUUCUUCCUCCAUCCAUCUCUGGUCCGAUCGCCUCUUCGAUCUUUCUCUUCCCCACCCUUUCCCCCCUCUCCUCACCCUCACCCUUUCUCUUCUCGUCCCCAACUCCCGGUUCAUUCACAAUGGGUCGCUUUGGUUUCUUGUCCCUGGCUCUCCUUUCUGUCCAGGCCUUGAUUGGCGGCAGUCUCGCGGCGGAUGCUGCUGAGAAGGAUGAUCUCCCUGAAACCCAAUUGCUUUCUGUCACGGCCCACGCCUCCUUCCCUGCCUCCGAGGAGAUCUUCGGUGUCAAGCUUGUCAAUGGCUACCCGACUGAAGCGCUGAUCACUUUCGCCAAUGAGGAUGAAGUUCCUGUGACUGUGAACUUCAUUGGAGGUUCCUUGUCGGCAGUUGAAGGAGAAAGCAGCCAGAUUGUUCGCAACCUGACUGCGCACCGUUACAGCGUUGAGAUCCCGGCCGGUCAGCAGGAGAGCGUCAGCUACAGCUUCGCCACCGAAAUGCACCCCCAGGAUUUGCUGCUCACUCUCGCUUCCGUCAUCUCUGAUACCAAUGGCAACCUCUUCACUCUGUACGCCUACAACGGCACUGUCAGCGUCGUUGAGCCGGAGACCAGCAUCUUCGACCCUCAGAUCCUCUUCCUGUACUUUUUCCUCCUGGCUUGCUUCUCUGGCGUCGUCUACUUCUUCUACACCGUCUGGAUCGCUCCCUACUUCCCCCAGAAGCGCCGUGCUGCUAAGGGUCCCGAGUACAAGAAGUCCGCUGGUGCCUCCAAGAAGGAGGUCCCCGUUGAGGCUCCCAGCAGCCCCGCUGUCUCGUCUGCUACUACCUACAAUGCCGAGUGGAUCCCCGCUCACCACAUCAACCGUCCUGAGGCCAGGAAGGUCAAGGGUGGCGCCAAGUCUAAGAACCGUGCCUAAAUGGCCCUUGCAGUGCUGAGUCGAUGGGUGAUUUGUGAGGAGAUUUUGGGAAGGGCUUGGAGUCGGAGGGAACCUUGGUUGGUUCUCUCAGCGACUCCGGAGUAUGGCUAGCGGACUUGGGAAAGGGUC
Messenger RNA from Aspergillus vadensis CBS 113365, 1094 nucleotides. Its product is annotated as putative translocon-associated protein, alpha subunit. Gene Ontology annotation, cellular component: endoplasmic reticulum; endoplasmic reticulum membrane. NCBI's taxonomy places the organism in Eukaryota, Fungi, Ascomycota, Eurotiomycetes, Eurotiales, Aspergillaceae. The coding region runs from base 174 to 965 and encodes 263 amino acids. The transcript has 3 exons. The record is from RefSeq and is a predicted model, not a curated record.